Molecule: messenger RNA, 561 nt
Organism: Agelaius phoeniceus (red-winged blackbird)
Lineage: Eukaryota; Metazoa; Chordata; Aves; Passeriformes; Icteridae
Source: RefSeq, a predicted model, not a curated record
AUGGAGCCCCGUGUCCCCCUGGGCGCUGCCACCGGUGGUGACCGGGCGAGCGUCACCCCCGGGGCCCUCAGCCCGGCCCCGCCCCGCACAGAAACUUUCCGUCGGCGCCGGGCGCUCGGCGGGAGCCCGGAGCGGGGCCGGGGCCGCAGCCGGAGCCGAGCCAGCCGAGCCGAGCCGGGCGGGCCCGGCCCUAUGGGCAGCGGCUGCCGGCGGUGCGGGCGGUGCGGGGCGCUGCCCGCGGCCAUGUCCGCCGGGGCUGCACCUGCGGCGGGCGGCGAGCGGGACCCGGAGCGGGGCGGCGGCGGCGGCGGCGGCUCGGAGGGGGCUCCCGGGGAUCCCCCCCGGAAGAAGAAGGCCCGGGCGAACUCGCUGCGCCGGGCGUUCAGCUGGCUCCGGGGCCGGCGGCGGCCGCCCAAGGACGGCUCGGGAGGGACGGAGGGAGCAGUGGUGGUGGCAGUGGCCAUGGUGGCCGUGGUGGCCGUGGUGGCAGCAGGAUGGAUCCGGCAGUCCCUGGCACGAUCUGGCCCCGGCCCCGGGGGCUGGUGCCGGUUCACUGGAUAG